Molecule: messenger RNA, 1169 nt
Organism: Periconia digitata
Lineage: Eukaryota; Fungi; Ascomycota; Dothideomycetes; Pleosporales; Periconiaceae
Source: the annotation of a GenBank genome assembly
CCAUGCAUAUUGAAUGCAGGAUGGAUGCGUGUUUCUUAGCGUGCCGUGUCUGCCCCCGGUUCGAGAAUCAAACGGUCCGGCAUGACUUUGAGGUGUAGCCCCGUAGGGAGUGAGAUCUGCAUGCGCUGGCGCCACGAACAAAGAGACCGGUGGAGACAAGAAUGAAUCUCUAUGAACAGAGUCUGAUUUGCUGCGACGAGCUGAAUCGUCCAUCACUUGAUCAAGAAUUGGAAGCUUACUGCAUUUAUACGUAUACGAGGACGUCGAAAUGGGUUCCAUACUGCGGUCCUCCAGACUCGUACGUAUCUCAAUACGUAGGUGGUGUCUAAAGGCAGUGAUAGGCUGAUGGGUAAAACAUGUAAGCCAACCAUUUCCAUACCACGGGCGAAUAGCCUCCGAAUUAUCAUCAGCCCCAAGAGGCGCAUGAAGCAUGGUCUCUGACCAUUGAUUAGAAACAAUCGCCGGAUGAUCGCGUUCAAGUUCCCUCAGCUCCCUCCAGCUACCGUCGAGCGAUUUGCACUCAAGAUUGAUGACCCGAUUCUGUAUCGCACGUAUCUGAUAGUAGAGAGCCUGAGCAACAGCCUAGUCACUUUUUAUUGUCUCUUCUAUACGUCUUGCAGUUCGAUCAGAAAGUUCCGGGGCAUCCUAAUAUGACUGUCGAUAGUCGGUCAUGGUAUAUGCAGCCUAUUUGAAUACAAGUCUCGUGAAGUAAUAGAGCAUCAGCCCAAGACAGAGAGCAUUCAGUCCAGAUCAGUGCUCCACUGUCUCCGAUACUUAAAUACACGAGGACUCUAGCCCGUCACCAUAAACACCAAGUGAUUUAGACAGCAAUGAUUACACGACUUCGAACAUGAUAAAACAACCCACGCUUCGCAGAAUCAGACUGAUUACCCAGAAAGAAAAAAGAGCAGAAUGCACCAUUAACAUUUCCCCAUCCCUCAACCCAGACCGGUCUUCGCUCGAACCCCAAGAAGAAUAGUAACCCCUCCGACGAUCCCAUCGACCCCUCACCCCCACCAACGGUCCUUUUCGCGGAACAUGUUCGCCCCACCACAGUCCACAACUCAAAACUCACACUUCAUCUUCCAAUCUCUCUCCUUCCGUCUCAACAAUCACCAGCUAUAUAAAGCAGCGUGCACUUCAAACUUCCAUCAAUUCGAAGUAACAUU